ACAGGAUUCCAAUACGUACUGUGAGUCGACGUUGAGUAAUGGUACCGAAAUUCCGAAAACUGUUGUUGAGGAUAGUUUGUACAAUGGAUUGAUACCGGUUAAUAUUAUUUAUUCUUGUCAUAGAUGCCUGAUGCAGUUUUAUAAAUAAAAUUGCUUUCAGUAGUUAAGAAGGCUGAACUUGUUCGUUCUUUUUUACCACAAAGUGUGCAUCGUUUAACAUUGGAACUGAAAGCAUGUACUCGAUAUGCAAGGUCACACAUCCAGCAACAGGAGUGGAGCAUGCCCUUACUUGCUACUUUUUCAGUCGGACAGAGAAGUCCCUUGUUGUGGCUGGUGCGAACAUCAUACGAGUGUUCGGACUUAUACCGGAUGUGGACCCAGCAAGCAAGAAGGAUGUAUAUACAGAGAAGCGACCACCAAAGAUGAAGUUGGAGUGUUUGGCAACUUAUAGCCUGUUUGGGAAUGUCAUGUCAAUGCAAGCAGUGAGUUUGUCAGGAUCAGCACGUGAUUCACUGCUCAUCAGUUUCCGAGAUGCCAAGCUCAGUGUUGUGGAAUAUGAUCCUGAAGUCCACGACCUAAGGACCUUAUCCUUGCACUACUUUGAGGAGGAAGAGAUGAGGGGGGGCUGGACUCAGCACUAUCACAUUCCAAUGGUGCGGGUUGAUCCUGAAGGUCGGUGUGCAGUCAUGUUAGUAUAUGGGCGGAAGUUGGUAGUCCUUCCCUUUCGUCGGGAGACAGCUCUGGAUGACCCUGAAUUGGUAGAUGUUAAACCCAGUAGCAGUGCUGCCAACACAAAAGCCCCAGUCCUUGCUUCAUACAUGAUAGUUCUGAAGGAACUGGAUGAGAAAAUGGACAAUGUGAUAGAUGUGCAGUUCUUGCAUGGCUAUUAUGAGCCCACCCUGCUCAUCCUGUAUGAGCCUGUUAAGACAUUCCCAGGCCGCAUUGCUGUACGCCAAGACACAUGUGCCAUGGUAGCUAUAUCCCUCAACAUCCAGCAGAAGGUGCAUCCCAUCAUUUGGUCCAUGUCAAAUUUGCCAUUUGACUGCACACAAGCCAUUCCCGUGAGGAAACCACUUGGUGGAACUUUGGUGGUGGCCAUCAAUGCCCUCAUAUAUCUGAACCAGAGCGUGCCUCCAUAUGGUGUGUCUGUUAAUAGCAUCAAUGAAGUGAGCACCAACUUUCCACUAAAGGUGCAGGAAGGGGUAAAGCUCAGUCUGGAAGGUGCUCAAGCAACCUUUAUCUCAUAUGAUCGGCUUGUCAUUUCUCUGAAGGGGGGUGAGUUAUACGUCCUCACACUCUAUGCUGACAGCAUGCGCAGUGUUCGUAGUUUCCACUUCGAGAAGGCUGCUGCCAGCGUGUUGACCACAUGUACCUGUGUGUGUGAGGAGAAUUACCUGUUUCUUGGGUCCAGGCUGGGCAACUCGCUGCUGCUCAGGUUUACAGAGAAGGAGCAGAGCACUGUGCUCACAUUGGAGGAGAAGACAUAUGCUGCAAAGUCUGACCAGCCAGUGAAGAAGAAGCGACUAGAUACACUAGGAGACUGGAUGGCAUCUGAUGUUGCUGAUAUCCGUGACCUUGAUGAACUGGAGGUGUAUGGAAGUGAGACUCAGACUUCAGUCCAAAUUGCUUCAUAUGUAUUUGAGGUGUGUGACAGUCUGCUGAACAUAGGACCUUGUGGCAACAUAUCGAUGGGGGAACCUGCAUUCUUGUCUGAAGAAUUCUCCAACAUGCAGGAUCCAGAUAUAGAACUAUUUACUACAUCUGGCUAUGGGAAGAAUGGGGCAUUGUGCGUUUUACAGCGUUCAGUGAGGCCACAGGUGGUAACAACUUUUGAGCUCCCAGGCUGUGUUGACAUGUGGACUGUGAUUGGAACAAAGGAUGCAAUUGAAGAUCCAGAACAAGAUUAUACACAUGCUUUCAUGAUUCUCAGUCAGCAGGACUCCACCAUGGUCCUGCAGACUGGGCUAGAGAUUAAUGAGGUGGACAACUCUGGCUUCAGCACACAGGGCCCCACAGUGUAUGCAGGCAAUCUUGGCUACAACAAAUACAUCAUCCAGGUGUCACAGAUGGGUGUGCGACUGCUGCAGGGUGUGGAGCAGGUGCAGCACAUCCCUCUGGACCUUGGCUCCCCCAUUGUGCAUGCAUCAUCUGCAGACCCACAUGUGGUCAUUCUAAGUGAGGAUGGCCAAGUGAUUUUGCUGACACUUAGAGAGAGCCGUGGCCAAGGUAGACUGAGUGUCACACGACCCACCCUCUCUCUUAGACCAUACAUCAUCACAUUGUGUGCUUACCGGGAUGUGAGUGGACUGUUCUCCACCAGCCUCCCUGAAGAUGAAGUUGAGCUCAAAUCCAAAAAGGAUAUUAAGUCAGAAGAGAGCUUAAGGAGGGAGGUUGAUGAUGAAGAUGAAAUGCUAUAUGGAGAAACUGAAGUCCCUUUGUUUGAACCACCUGUCAUCCCAGAACCAAGCAGCACUACUGUGAUGUCCAUGAUUGGUGAGACACCUUGGUGGCACAAGUACCUACAGGAAGUAAAGCCCACAUAUUGGAUCCUGCUUACGCGUGACAAUGGAAACCUUGAGAUAUACACGCUGCCAGACUUUAGGCUCAGCUAUCUUGUGCGUAACUUUGGACAGGGGCUGCGUGUGUUGGUAGACAGCCUGGGGGCCAUCCCUAUGCCUGUUGGGGUCUCUGAGAAUUCUCCUCCCAUAGCAUAUGACAGUCAGGUACGGGAGAUCCUGAUGGUGGCACUGGGUCAUCAUGGCAGCCGCCCUCUAUUGGUUGUCAGACUGGAUGAUGAACUACUUCUUUAUCAGGCAUACCGCUACCCUCGAGGUUACCUGAAACUCAGGUUCCGGCGGCUUGCACACAACAUCCUCAUCCGGGAGAGGCGUUCUCGAUCAAGGAAGAAGCCAAUAGACACAGAACAGCAGUUGGAAUCACAUGUGUGUCAACUGCGGUACUUCAGCAACAUUGCUGGCUACAAUGGGGUAUUCAUCUGUGGACCAUAUCCCCACUGGUUGUUUCUGACAUCACGAGGAGAGCUUCGGACCCACCCCAUGGGUAUAGAUGGUGCAGUAACUUGCUUUGCUCCAUUUCACAACAUCAACUGCCCACAAGGGUUCCUCUACUUUAACAAGAAGGCAGAGCUGCGCAUUGGUGUGCUGCCAACACAUCUGUCAUAUGAUGCACCAUGGCCAGUAAGGAAGGUCCCACUGCGCUGCACACCCCACUUUGCAACAUACCAUUUGGAGAGCAAGACGUACUGUGUUGUGACAAGUCUGGCUGAACCCACCAAUAAAUACUACAAAUUCAAUGGGGAGGACAAGGAAUUGACAGUGGAGGAGCGAGAUGACCGUUUCCCAUUUCCAGCACAGGAGCGGUUUAGUAUCUUACUAUUCUCACCUGUGUCAUGGGAGGUGAUCCCCAACACGAAAAUGGAGCUUGAAGAAUGGGAGCAUGUGACAUGUUUGAAAAAUGUAAGUCUGGCAUAUGAGGGCACACGAAGUGGACUGAAGGGCUACAUUGCUGUUGGCACAAAUUACAACUAUGGGGAGGAUAUCACCAGUCGGGGCAGGAUCCUCAUCUUUGACAUUAUUGAGGUGGUACCAGAGCCUGGCCAACCACUAACCAAAAAUCGCUUCAAGAUGGUAUACUCCAAGGAGCAGAAGGGACCCGUCACAGCUAUCACACAUGUGCUGGGCUUCCUUGUGUCUGCUGUUGGCCAGAAGAUCUACAUCUGGCAGCUGAAGGACAAUGAUCUUGUGGGCGUAGCAUUUAUUGACACCAACAUCUACAUCCAUCAGCUGCUAAGCAUCAAGAGUCUGAUUUUGGUGGCAGAUGUGUACAAGUCAAUCAGUCUGCUGCGCUUCCAAGAAGAGUACCGCACUCUGUCACUUGUCAGCAGGGAUUUCCGCCCAUCAGAAGUGUAUACAUGUGAGUUCCUUCUAGACAAUACACAAAUGGGAUUCCUUGUGGCCGAUGGAGACAAGAACGUGGUGCUGUAUAUGUACCAACCUGAGUCACGAGAGAGCUUUGGAGGUCAGCGACUGCUUCGAAAGGCAGACUUCCACCUUGGUCAGCACAUCAAUACUUUCUUCAGGAUACGAUGCAAAAUGCCCGAGAAUUUUGCUGACAAGAAGUACCUCCAGGGAGCUGAGAAGAGGCAUAUCACUAUGUUUGCAACAUUGGAUGGGGGACUAGGCUAUGUUCUCCCAGUUCCAGAGAAGACUUACCGCAGACUACUCAUGUUGCAGAAUGUUUUAGUGAAUCACAUUGCACACACAGGAGGACUGAACCCCAAAGCAUUCAGAUGGUUUCACAGGACAUACAAGAGUGCAACAAAGCUACUGAGCAACCCAGCACGUGGCAUCAUUGAUGGAGAGUUGGUUUGGCUGUUCCUGGGACUCCCAACAUCUGAGAAACAAGAAGUGGCCAAGAAGAUAGGCACAAAAGUGGAUGAGAUUGCAGAUGACCUUGCAGAUAUUGAGCGACUCACUGCACAUUUCUAGAAUUGCUAGGUAUGUGAGGUUUACAGAUAAACUUACUAUCAUGAUCUCUGGUAUUCUGCCUGUCACUCUGAGGAGAGCAAAGCACCAGUCUGCUGAUCUGGAGGUAUGUGAAGAAACACUCCAGCAGUCCCACUUGCUGGUGCAGAUCACUAGAGUUCAUUUCAGGGGCUCAUGUUACAAGUGAAAUAUUGGAAAUAGAAUUUUGAGAGGAACAUAUACUUGAAUAUUAAUUGGGUACCCUGCUUUUGGAAUGGAAGUGACUUAACUGUGUGUCUUAAUUAACUUUAAGCGAUAUGCUGCAGAUAUGAAAAGCAAGGUGCUUACAAACGCUGCCUUGAACAGUUAAUAGUUGUCUGGUAAUAACAGACUUCCUGUUAUGGGACCAGAAGAUUCAUCAUCAUGUUCACAAAACGCCACCACUGGACCCUUGCAUGAGGCAGUUCAGCACUUCACAUUUUCAUGAUUUAUUACUUGAAGGUUCCUUUGAGGCUGCUAGUCUCUGCUGUUUUAUUUUGGCCAAAACCUCCAGUUGUGGUCUGAUUACAUUCCUGGCCUCUUCCCCUCCAUUAAAGGAGUCUAUUUCAGAAAUGGAGUGCAUAUGAGGUAUAUUCAACUGCUCAGACAGCCAUCAUCCUACAGUUGGCAAUAGCUGAGUUUUGUCUUGUCUUGUAGGCACUCCUACCUCCUGAUUCUUCCCAUUGUGUGAUCGAAGUAUCAGAAUUAAUUUUAAACACAAAGACAUGAAUUAAUUUUAAGCACAUAAUGACUUAUGUGACUGUAACAACUUUGAGUUUUGUAAAGCCAUAUUCAAACUAGAAUGCUCCUGAACAUCGUUCUUAUAAGCGCGUUGCCAUUCAUCUCACCUAAUCAGAUUUUGAUGUUAUGAAAUUUACUGCAAAUCUGACAGUAAUCUUUCAAAUUCAUAAACAUCCUGGCUUCUGAAGGCAGGUCCUGUUGCAUUCGAGAUUGUCAGUGAGAAGCUGCUUCUCUAAGUUUGGAUAUUUUUUUGUUUUUCCCUAGAUAACGUUUCUCUUAUACGCUUUCCUAGUCAGUUGCAAAAGUGUCAAGCCACAACAAACAGUUAUAAAUUUGUGCUGCUUUAUUUUUCUGUAGAAGACAAUGCAAGUCUGUGGAGAAUGACUGAAAUUUAGGCUUCUCAUUGCACUGGGUCAUGCCCAAACAGCAUUCAGACUUCAGGGCUGAUAUGGAUUGCA
Molecule: messenger RNA, 5722 nt
Organism: Cryptotermes secundus
Lineage: Eukaryota; Metazoa; Arthropoda; Insecta; Blattodea; Kalotermitidae
Gene: CPSF1
Product: cleavage and polyadenylation specificity factor subunit 1
Exons: 25
Coding region: 234-4508 (1424 amino acids)
Cellular component (GO): mRNA cleavage and polyadenylation specificity factor complex; nucleus
Molecular function (GO): protein binding; nucleic acid binding
Source: RefSeq, a predicted model, not a curated record